AUGCAAGUCGAAAAAACCACAAAUGCGCUUUACUAUACUACCACGAGAAGAAGUUUGCAAUUCAUUGGAUUUACGGAAUUCACAGAAUAUAAGCAAUUCACAGAAUUCAAUCAAUUCGCGGGAUUAAGGAAAAUAUUAGGACAGCCUUAUGAUGUGGAUGCGAAGAGAACAAUAGGCAAAGUACUAGCAGGCAUUUGGUCUGCCUAUGGCUAGAUUUAACACGGUUACGUCGUAGUGGGAAUCGAGAAUAUUCCUCUGGAUCAGCCGACUUUGUUUGUCUUCUACCACGGAGUGAUUCCUAAUGAUCUUCACUAUUUUGUGACCUGGGUGGGAAAUAUCCAGAAGAGAUUAAUCUAUACGGUCAUGGAUCGGUUUUCGUACAAAAUACCUGGAUGGACCAUGAUGCUUGAAGUAUUAAACGUCACAUCUGGUGAUGUUCCAUCUUGUUCUUCUAUUCUGAAGGGAGGAAACAUGCUUGCUAUUACUCCAGGGGGUCUUUAUGAAUCGCAAUUUGGGGGUUCGCGUUAUAAACUGAUGUGGAAAGGUCGACUUGGAUUCGCCAAAGUUGCUCUUGACGCUAAAGUGUCUAGAUUGGCAGCAGGGCGCCAAGCUCCAAACAGAUGGUGGUUAAAAUUAUACGAAUCUACAAAGUUUCCUUUCAAGACGAUGUACGGUGGAUUUUCAGUAAAGCUUAAGACUUUUGUGGGCAAACCAAUUCCAUAUGAUGGGAGUCUCAUGCCAGAACAACUUCGGGCAAAGGUUGUUACCGCUCUUGAAGAAUUGAUACAAGAACAUCAAAAAAUGCCCGGAAGUAUAAUGCGGGCAUUGUGGGAAAGAGUUUGUGACGCCGAAGACAGUUCUAAUAAGCCCAAGCCCAAGUGA
Messenger RNA from Belonocnema kinseyi, 882 nucleotides. RefSeq names its product transmembrane protein 68-like. The transcript is spliced from 7 exons. Gene Ontology annotation, cellular component: membrane. The record is from RefSeq and is a predicted model, not a curated record. NCBI's taxonomy places the organism in Eukaryota, Metazoa, Arthropoda, Insecta, Hymenoptera, Cynipidae.